Molecule: messenger RNA, 1824 nt
Organism: Ustilago hordei
Lineage: Eukaryota; Fungi; Basidiomycota; Ustilaginomycetes; Ustilaginales; Ustilaginaceae
Exons: 2
Coding region: 1-1824 (607 amino acids)
Molecular function (GO): metal ion binding
Source: RefSeq, a predicted model, not a curated record
AUGUGGAGAGGCUCAUCAUCGAAUGCAGCGCGGGCACUAGCUGCAGGUGCUGCCUCGACCAGCCGCUCGAUCCUCCAACCAGGGGCCGCUAUGUCUCAACUUCGCUGCCUUCGAACUCCCUCAACAGCAUCAAAACUCAAGUCGAACCGAUUCAGAGUAUUGCAAAACAAGUUCGGGAUAUCGCCGGAAGGCUUGAACGAUUAUACAACGGGAGCACAGCCAGGAUCAGAACCGUCGAUCGCUAGAGUCCGCGAGCAGCCUUAUCUGACAAGCCCAUCUUCGUACUCCGAGCGAGCACACGAAGCCAGACAUUCGCACACAUCAUUCAAAGGGAAGGAGAAGGCUUCAGACUCUUCAGGAUUGAAGGGUCAUGGUGGUGGAGGUGUUCAAGUCAAGUUGAACGGCGAGCUCUCCAGAUUGCCUCGCGUAUCGGAUGAUGACACGUCCCAACGCGCUCCAACGUCCAGAAGAUUUCAGGAUAGGGAGGCGUAUAAUGCGAGUCAUCCACCAUGUACAGAUCCUCGAGGUAGCAAUUCUCUGCGAAAAGGGAAAAGAGGAGGAGCGAAGUCGGAAUCGAACGCAAAGGAAGAAGUCUCCUCGGAAGAUCCACUCGCCUCAGCACAGGAUCAAUUGCGAGCGUUUUUCGCAAAAAGAGUUGGGAACCGGCCGAUAUUAGAACCAGCUUCACCAUCAAACAGUACCAACAACGACCUACCCGUUACAUCUGAACCGGUUCUCGACUUGAUCGCCUAUGCCGACUCGAAAGCGAAUGAGGAGAAAGUAACGCCGACAUUCAGCCCCGAAUCAUACACUUUGCCAUCCGACAGCGCAUCUGCAGAAGAGCGCAAGUCUCCACGACCUACCCUCGCCGACCUGAGGAAAGCGGACUGGGACGAGUAUGCGGGACUGUAUCAAUCCCAGACAGCGUGGAACCCGAACAAGGAGUAUGCUCUCAUGCACGACGGACCCGAACGAGAUUCAUUUCUCAGAAAGGCACUUCAGUCGAGCAAAAGAAAUUACAUCGCCGUCAUCAUUGACGGUGACAACUUGCUCUUUGAUCCUCGUCACAUGAAUCAAGGCUACGAAGGAGGCGCGUUCGUCUUUAAUGAACUUCGCGAGCGCAUCGCUAGGAAGCACAAAUUGAUCCCACAUAUGCUGGAUCUACGCAUCCGCGUCUUCGCCUCACUUCAUGCACUAGCUACCAUUCUGGUGACUUGGCGCGUCACCCGCAGGGAACUUUUCUUCGACUUCAUGCAAGGGCUGAUGGACUGCAGCAUGCACAACUAUGUUGUCAAUGUGGGCAGGGCAAAUCAGGCAGCAGACAUGCGUGUCAAAGCGGCAUUAGCAGACGUUUUGCGCGACCCAGCCUGUUUCCGUGCUUAUCUUGGAGGUCUGGACGACUUCGGAUAUAUGGAAGACCUCAAUGCGAUCCAGGAAUUGGGUCUAUUGGAGAGCAGGGUCAACUUGAUCCAGGUGCCAGGGUUUGCGGUAGCCUCCAACAAGUAUCGCGAGUAUGCGCAUCGGGCGCUUAAUCUCGAUUAUCUUUUCAAGGUCCAGGAGAAGGUCUCCGAGGACAGCAAGAAAUACCAUGCAGAGGCGCUUGAUGCAGCCGACAGUUUCACCCAUACCGUUGGAUCAAGGCCAUGCCUAUUUCACCAUUUCACCGAUACAGGCUGUGCUUACGGUGCUGCGUGCCACUACUCACAUGAACCUCUUACAGCGGCGCACAAGAAGGGACUUCGCAAAAGAAUGAAGCAGCGAAAGUGCCCUAUGGUUUCAAGAGGCGAGCAGUGUCCGUUUGGCGACGAUUGUCUUUUCGGGUAA